AUGUAUUAUUUUUUUGAACCCGAGACAUUAUCUUCCCUAGAUAAAGGCCCAAAGAGGAGAAAACCAAACAUGUUUAUAAUGUAUCGUAAAGAUAUGAUGAAACACAAACCCCAUAAUAUGCCCAUGACAAAAUACAGUAAGCUAGUCUCAGAAUGGUGGAAAAAGCUUUCUGCGGACGAAAAAGCGCAAUUGCAACGAAAAUAUCAAAUAGAUCGUGAUCAAAAAUUACAAAAAGAAGCCAAUGCACGUUUAAGUGCUACCAAUCAAUCCGGUGAAAAACACGAAAUAAAUCACAUUAUUAUAAAAGACAGUGAAAAAACACGAAAAACCGAGAUAAAUGAAAUUAAAUCGACUAAAUCGACUGAUGUUGAAAAAUCGUUAACAGCAUCUAAUUCACAAUUAUGCGAUUAG
Molecule: messenger RNA, 411 nt
Organism: Funneliformis geosporum
Lineage: Eukaryota; Fungi; Glomeromycota; Glomeromycetes; Glomerales; Glomeraceae
Source: the annotation of a GenBank genome assembly